GAGCUGUGCACCUUCCAGCGUGCUGCGUUCACGGGUACGCAGCUUCAGGGACAAUAUUCUGCAGUACUCUUCUAAUUACUGUCAGGAUUUUGUGUUGACACUAUAGUAGAAACCGUGUGUCGGUGUGAUGGACCGCUGGAAGGGCAGGGUGGCUCUGGUGACUGGAGCCUCGGUUGGGAUCGGUGCGGCCGUUGCUAAAGAGUUAGUCCGGUAUGGUAUGAAAGUGGUAGGCUGCGCCAGGGACCUGGAGAAAAUACAGAACCUGGCAGCUGAGUGUCAAAGUGAAGGCCACAGUGGUGUUUUGGUGCCCGUCAAGUGCGACCUGAACAAUGAGGAGGAGAUUCUGUCCAUGUUCUCUGCCAUCAAAGCCCAGCACAAGGGUGUGGAUGUGUGCAUCAACAACGCUGGCUUGGCUCAUCCUGAAUCACUGUUAGCUGGCAAAACCAGUAGCUGGAAGAACAUGCUGGAUGUGAACGUCCUUGCAUUGGCGCUAUGCACACGUGAAGCUUAUCAGUCAAUGAAAGAAAGAAAUAUUGACGACGGACACAUCAUAAACAUAAACAGCAUGAGCGGACAUCGUGUGGUUCACAACACUGAUGUGCAUUUCUACAGCGCCACCAAGUUUGCUGUGACAGCCCUGACAGAGGGCCUGAGGCAGGAGCUGCGUGAGGCCAAGACCCACAUAAGAGCCACAUGUAUAUCCCCUGGUGUAGUGAAGACAGAAUUUGCUCCAAGGCUCCACAGCCAGAACAUUGAUAAAGCUGCUGCUGCAUACACAAAAUUUAAGCCUUUGGAAGCCAUAGAUGUAGCAAAUGCUGUUACAUACGUCCUCAGCGCCCCUCCCCAUGUACAGAUUGGAGACAUUCAGAUGCGACCUGUGGAGCAGGUGUUGUAGCAAAGGCAACAUGUGACAGUUGAAUUAAUGUACUGACGCAUUCAUCAUCUGACUCAUUUCCUACAAUAAUUGUGAAACUCAUUACUUUAUCUGAUCAUAUAUGAACUUUUGCUCUUUUGUUCACUCUGUAAUCUUGCACCUAAAGAAUAAAUAUCUCGAUUUGGAAAUGAAA
Molecule: messenger RNA, 1067 nt
Organism: Thunnus maccoyii (southern bluefin tuna)
Lineage: Eukaryota; Metazoa; Chordata; Actinopteri; Scombriformes; Scombridae
Product: dehydrogenase/reductase SDR family member 11-like
Exons: 7
Coding region: 128-895 (255 amino acids)
Molecular function (GO): oxidoreductase activity
Source: RefSeq, a predicted model, not a curated record